GACGUUGACAAUCACUUGUGUAAAAUUUCGCAAAAGCAAAUUGUAAUUUCGCAGUUUCUACAGUUUUGCAAUGUGCAUCAUAAUUUGUCAACGUAUUUGUUAUUCAGCACUUUUUAAUUAAAAUUUGCAAUUAUCGUUAAGUUAAAAACAAUUUCUUAACAUAAUAACGCGUUAAACCUUACAUCAUACUUAUUUGUAAACACUAUAAACUGUGAUGUUUUUAAUUUAUUUCACAUGAAAGUGCGUCGCUUAAUUUCUGUUAUUUCUUUUACAAAACAGUUUUCUAGAAAGCAUCACAUGAUGGACAUAUUGCGCCAGUUCCAAAGUAUACCGUGGUGCAAACCUGACUGGUGCUAUCCAAGUAUGGGAAAAGAAAUGAAUGAUCUGUUAAAGCAAUGCAUAGACUUGCCCGCACCAAAGUUAAUAGAUGAUGUGUCAGAAAUUAUAGAGAGAAGCAAGAAUUUUCCCAUAUCCUUUCCCAUUGAAACUGUGAGAUUGGAAACGUUAAUAGAACGAAAACCACUGGAGAGAUUAAAGAGAAAUAUUAAAUCCACUUACCCAAUAAUACACGAGAGAGUGCUGUUGUUAAUGACACAUUUUUUGAUUUAUAAAAGGGAAUUUGGUUCAUCAAUAGAAAAGGCUUUUUACAACAAUAUGACUGUACCAGAAUUUAUCGAUAGGCUAUUAAAGAAACGUGCAGUUGCGUUCCUAUCGAAAAAGGAUACAUAUAAACUUUUAUCUGGUGAAAGUGGCAACGACGGCUGGGAGCAAAUCGGUACGCUACAACAGAAACCGCCCCUCGAGCUGGAGAACUGUCUCAGCUACGAUGAAAUCAAGCUCAGCGCCAUGGUGUACAUCAGCGGGUACACCGAAUGUAUAAACGAUGGCAGCAGGUGCAACAGCGGUGCGGUGGAUGAGGAGAAUGUGCAAGAUGAUGCUGUUAUUAUCGGUCUAAUCGGUCCACGCUUCGAGCGUCCGGAACGAAUGGAAUACGAAGAUAUAUUGAUAACGGAACAACAGAACGUUCUGGAAAAUGGAUACGGCGAAGAGGUUACACCGACCACGUGUCUUAAUGUAUUGAAAACAACAUACGUAAGGAAUAAUCAGUCGGCCAAACAUAUGUGGAGACAGAUUUGGUCGGAAUUCUAUCAGGCUCACAGCUAUACAUAUCAAGAACUAACCGCGUACGUGAACAUAACGGACAAACCAGACGACAAGAAGUUUCUAGAAAGAUACGUGAAGACACCACGCGGUGUGUUCGAUAAUGAACUGUAUUACAAGCGGAUAAGUGUUAUGGCCGAGUGCGCUUUAAUGGAGGCAGAGUGGAGAGGGAGGGAAGUGGGGGGGAGUGCGUUCUUAAAUGUUGUGGGUUGCGGUCUAGGCGUUUGGAAGUUGAGCCCGCACCAAACUGACGUGUACGUGCUCACGUUUCUGGAGCGAAUUCGAGCUUUCCUCAAGAAGGAUUUAUUGAACCAUGUAUCUGACGUUAAUUUUGCAUACAUAAAACCAAGUAAACCUAUAGAAGAUUUAUUUUGUAACAAAUCUGCAUCGGGCUCGUCGCCAACCGAGAAACGAAUAUUCUUCGAGAGUAAACGACAUCCCAAAGGUGGCAUUAACGUACAAAUAGAAAAGCGGGAGCCCUCUUCGAAACUGACGGGCGAACACGCGGGAAAGCUGCUAGUUAUGACGUAUCCUUGGGAUGGGAAUGCCCACCCUGGAAAUGAGUUUUGGCUAGGUAGCCUAUCAGGAUCUGGUGACCCCGCGGCGGCUUGUUCAACGCAAGUGUCGGAACUGCACAACGCACACAUCAACCCAGCUAUAUCUGGAGCUAAUACUAGAGUCGUUGGCCGAUACGGGCUGAAAACCUUGUCCGAGUACUGCAUUGCAUUGACAACGUAAAUAACGGUGUCACAUCGAUUUCGGUGCGGUUUGGUAACGGUAUUCGGUGACGUUAUGAUGGUUUGGAUAGAGGUCGGUGCGUAACGAUACCUGCUUCGAACGGUAUUGUGUUGGGACGGCAGUAGUUAAAGUUAUGUAGAAUAAUAAUAGUUGACACUUUUUGUAUGUAUAGCACAGUAAAUACCGAAAAUGUGGUUUGUUUUAGAUGUGUCCUAUAAAUUCGAAAUAUUUAGUGUCUUACUAUGAAUAUGCCUAACUAAUCGAGUAGCCGAAAUACGUAAUGUAGUGUAUCUAUCGUAAGCAAUUCUAUUCAUGCUGUUUUUUUUUUUCAGUGAAACGACUAUUCUUUUUAAUAACUUCGAAACGCAGUUUGAAUUAAUAAAAUUAAUGACGAAUAAGCUUUGUAAACCAUUUCAUAUGUAACGCUGAAUUUUGUGCAUUUAUGUUAUAAUAUAUCCAUUAUUAUAAUGGAUUAAUAUUAAAAAAUACAUACUUCUCAUAUCCAAGUUUGUAACGAUAUAACGCUAUGCCAUAACAUCUCUAUAACUACACUAUCUAGCACGUGUAUUAAAUCCCCAUAUAUAACCGUUUGUAACGGUUAUGCUAUUGUAAAAUAUCGGUGUGGUACCGAUACCGAUAACGGUACCUAAUUGUAGUGAUUUCGUAUCGCACUAAUGUUAAACGCACAGUAUCAAUAAUUUGAAUGAAAAAAGACUGAUAAUUGUAUGAAUGUGGCUUUAAAUUAAGGUGUAAUUAAUGUUGGCUUUGUCUAUUGAAUCGAUGUGAUAAUAAUUGGUGUCCAUUUAAUCAUGGAUUAUUUUUUUUGUAAUAUGAACUUUCUCGAAUCCAGUUAAUCUAUAUUAGUUUUCACUUUUAAUAUUAUAAAGCUGGAGAGUUUGUUUGUUUGAACGCGCUAAUCUCAGGAACUACUAGUCCGUUUUGAAAAAUUAUUUCAGUUUUAGAUAGCCCAUUUAUUGAGGAAGGCUUUAGACUAAA
Messenger RNA from Zerene cesonia (dogface butterfly), 2895 nucleotides. RefSeq lists its product as uncharacterized. The transcript is spliced from 12 exons. The record is from RefSeq and is a predicted model, not a curated record. Lineage: Eukaryota; Metazoa; Arthropoda; Insecta; Lepidoptera; Pieridae. The coding region runs from base 235 to 1899 and encodes 554 amino acids.